This is a messenger RNA of Exophiala oligosperma, 1284 nucleotides long. RefSeq lists its product as uncharacterized. NCBI's taxonomy places the organism in Eukaryota, Fungi, Ascomycota, Eurotiomycetes, Chaetothyriales, Herpotrichiellaceae. The record is from RefSeq and is a predicted model, not a curated record. The transcript is spliced from 3 exons. Bases 1 to 1284 code for a protein of 427 amino acids.
AUGUGUAUGUGGUUUAAGGACUCUACUUAUGGACUGGACAGGGACAUCUUGCUUCCAAUUAGUUAUCCAGAUUUGGAUGUCAUCAAGCCUAAUGGCAGUGCUUGUUCUCGGUUUGGCAUGGCGAAUGGCCUCAGCAUCUUGACCGCUCCGGUGAGCAGCCUAACGACUUCCAUGUGCUCAAGGCCUACUUCUCCGUGUUCUUGCGCACCCUCAUCAGCGGCAUCCGCUUCAGAAUUGUCGGGCUACAGCCUUCCUCCAGAGUCCAUUACUCGACGCUCGACGUGGGAUAAGAGAGAAGCUUCUGGCCUGCGCAAAUCACUCCCGUCCAUACAUGAGGCACUAGGAGACAUACCGAUGUCACUAUCUAAUUCUCUGUCUCUCACCUCCCAGCAGCUCUCACUUUCGACCCCUACCACCGCCGCGAGCCAGAGCUUUCCCGAAGGUGCAGAAUUACCUGACAAUACCAUUCCACAACAUCCAGGUCCAGAGCCCGGUCUUCGAAAUGUCUUUUUAGCGCCUCCGAAGAACGACUCGAUGCUUGUUUACAAGCCUUCAAUGCGCUCUACUAAACCUAUGUCUCAGCGUUUUGAUCACCGUGAAUUUCCACCACCCCAGCCGCCACCUCCUGCCAUUCGUUCCUCGUCACUAGCUUUUAGGUCGCUCAGCAGCCAUAAUGAUCACCCAGCGACAUCCCCUCAAUCCUUUGAUGCUCCAAAACCGCCGCUCCCUUUGCCGCUAGUCGGUGCUAAGCCUACUUCAAAUGGACUACUUCCACAUGUCCCUGUCCCGUUUUGCACCGACGCUAAGGCUGACCUUCAGCAGCCGGCAUAUCCCAGAGUAGAAGAUGUUCACUUCGGCGACAGCUUAAGCCGACACCCGGAUGUAUUUAACGCCGAACUGGGAUUUAACAAAAUUAGCGAAGCCUCUGCCGCGACGCUUGAUUCCGCGAGAGCCUGGGCCUCGCGCUUUCACCACGGAACCAACUCGGGCUAUUUAUACGAAGCGCUCCCAAGUUUGAGUGAGGUUGAUAAAGUUAUUCGACAAUCCAACCAAAUCUUUGAGAAUUUGACUCAUCUACGUGAUCUGGUGGUUACCCAGCAGAUUUCAAUUUUGGAAAAACAGGCACGACAGGCUACAGAGCACCAUGGCCUGUCUAAAGGCGAAAGGCUUCGCCACGGGGACGCUGCCAUAGCUGCAAUCGUGGCAAAACCCCUGAGUGGCGAAGAGGCCCUGAUGGAGCUCGCACGCUAUGCAAUGCCUGUGGUCUACAAUACGCGAAAUUAA